This is a messenger RNA of Abrus precatorius (Indian licorice), 1020 nucleotides long. RefSeq names its product squamosa promoter-binding-like protein 7. Gene Ontology annotation, molecular function: DNA binding. Lineage: Eukaryota; Viridiplantae; Streptophyta; Magnoliopsida; Fabales; Fabaceae. Gene Ontology annotation, cellular component: nucleus. The transcript has 3 exons. The record is from RefSeq and is a predicted model, not a curated record. Bases 1 to 1020 code for a protein of 339 amino acids.
AUGGAGUUUGAAGGGAACAUGUUCUGUCUUGGCAACAGAGACCAAAAUGGAAACAGUAACAGUAACAGUUUUGCUUGGGGUACAUGGGAAACAACCACCCCCACUACUGCUGCUAAUAAUAACAACAAUAGUAAUAACGGUUCCAGGUUAGUCAACGCUUUUAACAACACCGUCGUUGGCGGCGUCACGGCGGCGGAGAGUUCUGUCCCCGCGAACCGUCACGACUCCGCUGGACUAGCCAACGCGCUCAUGUUUCUCCCCCGAAACGACGGUGUUCUGCGUCAGCGCCAGCAGCAGAAUCCGUACGUGGGAGAUGGGUCGCACGUGCACCCGGACCCGCAUCUCAUGUGCUUGAAGCUUGGGAAGAGGCAUUACUUUGAGGACGCCAGUGGGAGUGGUAGUGGCGGCGGCGGAGGUGGUGGUGGAGGAUUGGUGUUGGGGGAUAAGAGAGGGAAAGGGUAUUCCGGCGGCGGUGGUGGGGUGAAGACGGUGGGGUUCACGGCGGCUACAGUGCCGAGGUGUCAGGUGGAGGGAUGCCACGUGGCGCUGCUGAAUGCGAAGGACUACCACCGGAGGCACAAGGUUUGUGAGAUGCAUUCCAAGGCUCCCAAAGUUGUGGUGUUAGGGAUGGAGCAGAGGUUCUGUCAGCAGUGUAGCAGGUUUCAUGUCGUAUCGGAGUUUGACGAUUCUAAGAGAAGUUGUAGGAGGAGACUGGCAGGUCACAAUGAGAGAAGAAGAAAGAGCUCCCAUGAUUCUGUUGCAAGGAAUUCUUCACAAGGAGGGUGUGCUCUCUCUCUUCUGUCAUCUAGGAGUGAUUCUUGGCUUUCUCCUGCUGAUCUCUCCAUAAGAUGCAGUGCUGCAUUGCGCGAAUUGAUAGCUGAAAACCGAGCAGCCAUCAUGGCCAGGCAGUUUGUUUCAGACAGGGAGUGGCAUUUACACCACCAUGCAGUGGAAGACUUCAAGGAGAUCCAACCUGAAUCCAAUUAUUUCCCUCAACAGAUGUUUCCCCAGACACAGUAA